CAAAAUGCCCGGGGCCAGCGGUAAAGUCGACACGGCAGCGGCCGCGGCAGCGCGGCAAUACCAUCAGACUGCUCAGGCCUUUCAAAGACGAGCCUCUCUAUCCCGCCAAGCCACCUCCGCCAAGACGCGAGUCCGAGAGGCCCUCCGGGCCUUCUGCCGGAGAGUGGACCUCCCCUACAGCUCGGUCCAUCGCCAUUACAAAGCCAUUCUGUCCACCGGACACCCCGCCGUGUCCGAGCGCCCCCAGGGCCGCCCGCCGUCCCUGACGGGCGCCGAGGACGCGGUCCUGCUGGCCUAUGUCGCCGGGCUCGAGCGGGCCGGCGUGGUCGUCAGCGGGAGGAUGGUGGUCGCGCGCGCCAACGAGCUGCGGUCGCUGCGGACGCCGCCCGCCGGGCCCGUCGACAAGAACUGGCACGCCCGCUGGAGGCAGGACAGCGACGGCGCGCUGCGGGCCGCGACGGCGCGGCUCGCCGGGUCGAGCAGAAUGAGGUUCUCGUCGAGAUCCAUGCCGUCUCGAUCAACUAUCGCGAUACCGAAGGUGAGCAUAUCCGGCGGGUUGCGAAUCAAUAAUGCGCACGCCGGGCACAAACUAACGAGGGGCACAACCGGCGUGACCCAAACGCACAAAGUUGCCAACGGCAUCUACAAAUCCCACCACAAGUCACUCGCCGAAAGCACCCCGUCGCCCAUCGCCCCGUGCUCCGACAUGUGCGGCGUCGUCGUCGCCGUCGGCCCGACCCCCUCGCCCACCUGGCAGGUCGGGGACCGGGUGGUGCCGACCUUCAUCCCGGGCUUCGCGUCGGGCCAGGUGCUCGGGCCGCAGCUGGCGGCCAGCCUCGGCUUCCCCGCCGGCGGCGUGCUGCAGACGCACCGCGUCUUCCCCACGGCCGGGCUCGUGCGCGCCCCGGCCCACCUCAGCGACGGCGAGGCCGCGUGCCUGCCGGUCGCGGCCCUGACGGCCUGGAUGGCCCUGUUCUGGGAGGCGCCGCUCGGCGCGGCGGCGCAGCGCGGGCUCAAGGGGCGCACGGUGCUGGUGCAGGGCACGGGCGGCGUGAGCGUCUGCGGGCCGCAGAUCGCCAAGGCGAGCGGCGCGACGGUCAUCGUCACGUCCUCGUCGGACGCCAAGCUUGAGCGCGCCAAGGCUCUGGGCGCCGACCACGGAUCAACUACAAGACCACGCGCGAGUGGCGGGGUAAGGUGCUACGGUUGACGCGCGGGCGGGGCGCCGACGUCAUCUUCGAGUGCGGCGGCGCCGAGACGCUGCACCGGUCGCUGCAAUGCGUCUCGUUCGGCGGGCUCAUGUCGUGCAUCGGCUACCUGUCGGGCACGCACGAGAAGGCCGCCGGCGAAGACGCCGCCGCCCCGAGGCCGCACGUGAACCUGCUCGCGCUGACGCGCAACUCGACCAUCAAGGGCAUCCUGAACGGACCCCAGGACAGGUUCGUCGAGAUGAACGCGUUCCUAGCGGACAAGGGGGUCAGGCCGCUGGUGGAGCGGGUGUUUUCGCUCGAGGAAGGCAAGGAGGCAAUGCAGUAUCUGGCGUCGGGAAGUCACUUUGGCAAGGUGGUUGUCAGGGUCAAGGCGUGAUGAGUGUGCUGUGGGGUCACGUGGAUUGUGCCUGCCUCGGGCGAUGCCGAAGGAACAAUGCAAUUGACUUGACUCUCGCAAAACUCUGGGGUCAUCAUCUCAGCAGGGGUCUGUGGGGACUUGUCGAUGCUCCACAUUGAUGUUCGCAGAAAACGCAACACGAGCCAAGCAGAUUGGCAUUGGAGCAGAUGGAAUAUCGGCUCAUGCAAUUUGUUCUCCAAAAGCAAAAGUUCAUGUUGUCGAAUAAAGAGCUUUGCAAAGCAGACAGACGAAGCGUCAGCACUUGGUGUAAAAAUUAGGUCAGAACUGGACGAUGGCACAGGCCCAGGUGAGUCGAAACACGGCGAGGCCCCAAGGUGCCAGGCCACCCUGGCCUCCAGCACAUGGAGGCCACGUCAAAACGGUCCAACGCAAGGGCUCAGGGGGCGACUCGACGGGAAUGGAUGGCGACCCCAGCCUGGGUUGGCGCCGCCUCAGCACGCGCUCUGGUUGGCUCGGGGAACAAAAGAACCCCUGAAACGAGCUUGGGGGAAAAUCAGCAGAGGCGGGAAUCGUGCCAUUUGCCCCGUCGCGCGUCGGAUGCUACUCUACAGGACAGGCGGCUUCGAGACCGCGAUUGAAGUUGGGAGACGUCGUUGAAUUGCUUCACACCCGCCGUGCAGAUCAUCGUCCUUGUCGUCGUUUCGUUCG
Gaeumannomyces tritici R3-111a-1 is the source of this 2277-nucleotide messenger RNA. RefSeq lists its product as hypothetical. The record is from RefSeq and is a predicted model, not a curated record. Lineage: Eukaryota; Fungi; Ascomycota; Sordariomycetes; Magnaporthales; Magnaporthaceae. The transcript has 3 exons. Bases 5 to 1210 code for a protein of 401 amino acids.